AUGGGAGGUGAUGGUGGAUCAAUACCAAAACGAAUCGAACUUGUUCAACAGAAGAAAAAGCCGGAAGCAAAAGAUAAAGAUGCAGCCAACAUGGCCAAAUGGCGUCAUUGUGCGUUAAAACAUGAUACACUUAGGCAACCUAUUGUUGUUGAUUCGUAUGGGUUGCUGUACAAUAAAGAUGCUAUUCUGGAGUAUUUACUGGAUCGUGGAAGUUUUGAACAUGGACCAGCGUAUAUAAAAAAGCUGAAAGAUGUUAAAGAAUUGCAAUUAACUGAAAAUGCGUCGUUCAAAGCGAAUCAUAAUGAAUUAGGCAAUGAAUAUUUGGAUGUUUAUUCGUCUCCAUUUAUGUGUCCAAUAACAUUCGUCGAAAUGAAUGGAAAAUAUAAGUUUUGUGCUCUAUGGACGUGUGGUUGUGUUCUUUCGGAUCGAGCACUUCGAUCCGUCAAUAAGUCAGCUACUAGCGAAGAAAAACUUACCUGUCCACACUGUGGUAAAGAGUAUUCAUCCAGUGAUGAUGUACUUAUUCUCAAUCCCGAAGAUGAAGAUAUCAAGUUAAUGGAACAAAGACGAGAAAGACUAGCUGUAAAUCAGAAAAAGAACGUAUUAUCAAAACGAAAACUAGCUGAAGCAGAAGAACAACCUUCAGCUGAAAAGAAGGUCAAAACUGAAUCAACAACAAUAAAACCUAGUACUUCGAAAAUAGUUCCGACAUCGAAUGCUACAAAUACGAAAUCAUCGAUUCAACAAGAUCCAACUAAAUCGGAUCUAUACAAAUCGUUGUUUACCACAAGUGAUGCAGCGAAAAAGAAAGAAAAAAAUAAAGCACAUUGGGUUACUUAUAAUCCGCUGUAUUUUUAA
Adineta ricciae is the source of this 858-nucleotide messenger RNA. NCBI's taxonomy places the organism in Eukaryota, Metazoa, Rotifera, Eurotatoria, Adinetida, Adinetidae. The record is from the annotation of a GenBank genome assembly.